Molecule: messenger RNA, 4835 nt
Organism: Lagenorhynchus albirostris (white-beaked dolphin)
Lineage: Eukaryota; Metazoa; Chordata; Mammalia; Artiodactyla; Delphinidae
Gene: RAB18
Product: RAB18, member RAS oncogene family
Exons: 7
Coding region: 168-788 (206 amino acids)
Molecular function (GO): GTPase activity; GTP binding
Source: RefSeq, a predicted model, not a curated record
UACCUCCAGGCGGAACCCGGGCGUGCGGGGCUCCUGCAACCCAAACACCCGGUGUGAAAGGAAGGUGGCCCCGGCGGGGCGGGGCGCAUGCGCGGCAGCUCCCCCUGGGGAAGGGCUGAGAGGCGGAGCGGGGCGGCCAGCUGUGAGCCGAGCGGAGCAGGGUCAGGAUGGACGAAGACGUGCUGACCACCCUGAAGAUCCUCAUCAUCGGCGAGAGUGGCGUGGGCAAGUCCAGCCUGCUCUUGAGGUUCACAGAUGAUACUUUUGAUCCAGAGCUUGCAGCAACAAUAGGUGUUGACUUUAAGGUGAAAACAAUUUCAGUGGAUGGAAAUAAGGCUAAACUUGCAAUAUGGGAUACUGCUGGUCAAGAAAGGUUCAGAACAUUAACUCCCAGCUAUUAUAGAGGUGCACAGGGUGUUAUAUUAGUUUAUGAUGUCACAAGAAGAGACACCUUUGUUAAACUGGAUAAUUGGUUAAAUGAGUUGGAAACGUACUGCACGAGAAAUGACAUAGUAAACAUGCUAGUUGGAAAUAAAAUUGAUAAGGAAAAUCGUGAAGUUGACAGAAAUGAAGGCCUGAAGUUUGCACGGAAGCAUUCCAUGUUAUUUAUAGAGGCAAGUGCAAAAACCUGUGAUGGCGUACAGUGUGCUUUUGAGGAACUUGUUGAAAAGAUCAUUCAGACGCCUGGACUGUGGGAAAGUGAGAACCAGAAUAAAGGAGUCAAACUGACACACAGGGAAGAAGGGCAAGGGGGAGGGCCCUGUGGUGGUUACUGCUCUGUGUUAUGAACUCUGGGGAGCUCCAUCUCUUGCAUAUUUGAUCGGAUAACAUCAUCUUUCUGUAUAUAAACUCUUCAACUGCUAUUUUAGGGUCCUUGCAGUUUGCACAUAUUUGUUUUGUAUCAUGGCAGUAAAUACUUGCGAGAAAUCCCACUUAUCGACUGUUUCCAGGUAAAACAUUAUGGUAAGCAUGCAUAGUUUGCAAUCUGCAGUUUUUUAUGUAACAUAAAAUAGGUGUACCUUUAUAAGUACAUUUGAUUUUAUGAUUUACAUUCAUCAUGUGAUUUUUUAAAAAUCCACUUAUCUAGUGUAUGUUGAUACAAGGUCUAUUUCUGGUGUCCUUUUCAUUUAAAUACUCAUCAAUUACUGAAUUAAUUGGUAUGUAGAACUCCUAGGACCACUGAGAGACAUACAGGUAUCAUCAAACCUGGCAAAUUUCCCUUCAGAAAUAACAAAGAGCAUGAUUCCAUAACUUUUCUAGGAUGUUUGCUGAUGGAUUCUCUUUUAGUACUAAGCAAAUUUCUCUUUACAGGAUGUAGUCCAGGCCAAUUUAUAAUUAAAUCUCUGUUUGUUCUGAUGAUGCUUCUAAAAUAGCAUCGAUAUGUUAAAGAAGUUUGGUCUUUUAAUUUAGUUCACAAGUAGCUCAGCUGCUUAACUGGAGUUUUAAUUCUGUGAUAUGUACAUGGGAUUCAUGACCCUUUGUGCAGCAUUUUUGCUUAUGUGGUAUUUGACAGGAUGGCAAUAAGGUUUCCCCCCAUUUUGUUUUCAGAAGGACAGGAAUGGUGUGUUUACGUAACUCAUGUAGUACUUUGACCACUUUUAGAAACAACACCUUUUUCCAUAAAUGUUGGUGGCGUUUGUGCAAGCACUUCAGUCGUAGCUUGUGUAAUGUUAAUGAAUAUCUGUAUCUUAUGACUUCCAUAAAUGGCUAGUUGAUACUCAAAAGCCUACUUCUGUGUUUUGAGGGUUGGGGGAAAAGACACUAAAUUAUAAUUUGAGAAAGGCAUAUUGCUUCCAGAUUUUGAUGUGUGUGGGAAAAUACUGUUGCAAUGAAAAUCUUGGUAAUUUACUGUAACAAGUAGCCAAUAGUUUAUCAAAACCAACUUGUACAGACUAAUAAAUCUUUUCCACAGUAUUCAGUUUUCUAACCUCUUGCUGUUGUACACUGUAUAUUUUUUCACUCAUAUAUUUAAUUUACAUUGAUCUCUGCUAUUUUAAGCCUCCAGAUAAGUAAUUUGUCCUUUCAGGCAGGUUACUCUAAUACCCCUCAGUAAGAUUAAUAAGAAAUAUUAAUUUCUAGGCAGCUUGUUCUCUGUAUACAGGUGCAAAUGAUAAACAUUUUUGUGGGUCACCUUUGCAAUAUAUGUGAUAAUGGGCUGAAAUGUACAUCUUCACAUAAGAAAACCUUACAUUCUACGUGGUUCACACUUGUUAGACUAUAUUACAUUUGAUUAAAGGUUUUCUGCAUUAUGUAUGUUUUUACUAAAUAUGAAACAUAUACUACUUUAAUGUUGGAGAAAGAUAGCUAACACAUGUACUUAACGACUUCUUGUUACAUUAAAACUGUAGAUUUGUAUAUUUAUGUAGUUUCUGUAUUGACAUUUCUGUUUAUUGCUUUUUGCUCCUUGAACUAUAUAAUACUCUUUCUGUGCAUUGGAUUGUCUUGAUUUGGUCAGAAUUUGGAUACAUAUGAGUCACUUAACUUUUAACAACUAAUUUUGUUUGAUUUAUAUUGUAACCUUUAUAGUUUUUAAAUAAAUAUAGCCUGCUUUCCCUAGAUGCAUUUGUGCAGGAAGUAUUAUACAUUUCCCUAUUACUCUCAUCAGCUGAGGAAGUCCUGAAUACAGUGUUAUUCACAUUGUCACUAUUUUGUUGCAAGCUUCUUGUUUCAUAGUGUAGGUUUUCUAAGUGAAGUAGUAGUGAUAUCUAAAAUUAGUCACUUAACAGGAUUUUGUCAGUUCUUCAUUUCUCAGUCAUUUGUAGUAGUUUUAAAGUGCCUUUUGCAGAUGGAGAAAAUCAGAACAAUUAGAAUAUAGUGUUUUGAGUCUGGGAGUACUGAGAUAGCCCUAAACAAAAAAAUAACUUCAAUUUAUAUUAACAGUAAUAGUUAACAUUUAUUGAAAGCUUACUGGGUGUCAGGUCCAGUUCUAAGUGCUGGAUUAUGUCAUUAAACCUCACAGCAACCUUAAGAGAUUGGUUGGUACUGCCAUUAUGCCCAUUUUAAAGAUGAGGAUAAUGAAACAUAGAUAGGUUAAGUAACUUCCCAAAGAUCACAGAGCUAGUCAGUGAUGGAGCUGGAUUCCAGUCAAGGCAUUUUCACUCCUGAGUCCAUACUCUUAACCACCGCUCCCUCUGCUACGGCUAGUUUUUGUUUUAACAUAGCAGGUUUAUCACUCUUUUGUUAUGUGUAAUAGAAGAUUUUCAGGAUUUUUGGUUAUAGAGUAAAUGCCAUUGAUGUAAACCAACUGUGUAAAUCAUUUGACCUAGAAGUUAAGGUAGUAGAGUAGGUGGUCUCUUAGUGAAAAUCUUUGACUUAGUAAAGGUACAAAAUCAGGAGACUUAGGGCACCUUAAUUUCCUAUUUGUAAUUGGAUAUGGGAAAAGUUAUUAAAUCUGGGAACAGCCUUUCAGCUCAAAAUUGAAAUCUAGGGGAUGUUUUCAUUUCAAGUACUCAGUUGCCAUCUAUAAAUUCACACUUGGCUUUCUAACUGAAUACAGUGAAAUUGGACUUGAUUUUGAUUCAUUGUAAUUUGCAUACUUGAAAUAUACAUGAUUACAUGAUUCUGUUUUAAGUGUGGGAUAGCACAAACCUACCUCAUAUCUAUAAUGUCUUUAAAUACAGUUUAAUAUAUAUUUUUUCUAACUGAUUUUCAAGUGAACUGGGAUAAUCCUCCAGAUCCAACAGCUUGUAGGUCUUUUCAGUAUUCAAGCAUUAUGCUUCUAUAUUUUGGGGUCCAUUUCAUCAGUCAUACUUAUGAAGUUUUUGCGUCCUUCAUUUAUUUUCCCUUGUUAGAGAUAGGAAUAAAAGCAUUUAAUCAGUUUUAGAAGAUAUACUAGUUCUGACCCCAGCUAUGCUGAGGGUAAUCAACUAUAGAUUUCAUCUUGGGUUUUGUCUGGAAAUGUUGAAGGAAGAGAACAGAAAGAAAUAAGCUGAGUCAACACUUGGAGCUAAGGAAUAUAGAUUUACCCAGGAAUCUCCGUUUUUAUUUUUUAUUAUCAUUUUUAAUGGGAACAUCUAUCAGGUUGGAGGAAAAGAAACAUGCUCAACUUCUGUUACAUUAUGGGCUUUAAAUUUUACUGUUUGUUGCUAGCUUUUUGUUUCAUAUUUAGGAAUCAGUGACAUUUCUGAUAGUGGUAUAAAGUUUGCUUUAGUGCCUCUUAGUUACAACUGUUUUGUCACAAACGUUUCCAAUAGUACUGUGAGCUUCUGUUCUCACAGGAGCUGCCCCCUCACCAUCUCUCUCUCACACACAAAAGCAAUGUUUCUUUUUCUUUUAUUAACCUGAUAAACAAUAAACUAUGUAAUUUUAUUUCUUUGAUUACUAGUGUGGUUGGGCACUUUUAAUAUUUUAUUGGAUAUUUGUAUUAUUUUCUUUUAUUCCUUGUUCCUGUUAUGUUGUGCUUGCCCAUUUGGCAUCCACCACCCACUUUUUCUUUGGAUAACUGCCCUGCAUCAUCACACAUGCAGUUUGGAUGGGAUUGUCGCACCUUCAGCUCUGGAGCUGACGUGGUUAUCUUUAACCAGUGCCACUUCCCCCCAAGUCCCCACAGUAAAUGGUUCAGAUGAGGCUACUUAGUUAUAAGAUGUUUGCUGAGGCUUCCUCAGGAACUGCAGAAGAAGACACUUUCUUGGAGAUGUGGUGUGAUAAUUCUGAACUUGCUGCAGCCAGCUUUUCUGUUUAAAGGAGCCAGCCUGAGGGUGGUACUAAGAAAAUAAAAGUGUGUCCAAGUUGGACCCUUGAUGCAAUCUGGAGCCCCUGGAUCAAACUGGACCUGAAGUUAGCUACACUUCUGGACUUUUCACUUAUGUGAGCCAAUGAAUUCCCUUUUGGUUUAA